Messenger RNA from Daucus carota subsp. sativus, 2535 nucleotides. RefSeq lists its product as uncharacterized. Gene Ontology annotation, biological process: DNA integration. Gene Ontology annotation, molecular function: nucleic acid binding; RNA-DNA hybrid ribonuclease activity. The coding region runs from base 1 to 2535 and encodes 844 amino acids. Lineage: Eukaryota; Viridiplantae; Streptophyta; Magnoliopsida; Apiales; Apiaceae. The transcript has 2 exons. The record is from RefSeq and is a predicted model, not a curated record.
AUGGUCGACUCAACUGCGGGACAUGAAUUACUGACGUUUCUCGACGCCUCAAGCGGUUUUAACCAAAUUCAAAUGGAUCCCUCGGAUGCAGAAAAAACAGCUUUUGUUACUGAAAGGGGAAUUUACUGCUAUCUAGCCAUGCCGUUCGGAUUAAGAAAUGCAAGUGCAACACUCCAGAGACUCGUUAACAAAAUGUUCAAAGAGCAAAUCGGGAAAACUAUGGAAGUGUACAUUGACGAUAUGGUGGUGAAAUCCCUGAAUGCAGAAGAUCAUGUCAAACAUCUUGAGGAAGUGUUCGACAUACAAAGAAGCUACAACAUGAAGCUCAAUCCCUCCAAGUGCAAUUUUGCCGUCUCAUCGGGUAAAUUUCUAGGCCAUAUGGUGACACGCAGGGGCAUAGAAGCAAGUCCGGAACAAAUCAAAGCCAUCAUCAAGCUCACAAGCCCAACCAACAUGAAGGACGUUCAAAAACUGACGGGAAGAGUAGCGGCACUGAACGGAUUCAUAUCAAGAUCAUCGGAUAGGUGCAGGUUGUUUUACAAUGUUCUGAGAAAGAAUAAGGGAUUUGAAUGGACCAAUGAACAUGAAGCUGCUCUCUCUGAAUUCAAGCACUACCUGACAUCACCACCACUCCUGGCAAAACCAGAAAAAGGAGAGGACUUGUACGUAUAUCUGUCGGUUACAAACCACGCAGUCAGCAGUGUUCUAGUCAAAGAGGCAAAUGGGGUGCAAUCUCCAAUUUAUUACGCCAGCAAGAGUCUAAUUGAAGCUGAAAGCAGGUAUACGCCUCUUGAAAAAUUAGUUCUUGCACUCACUAUGACGUCAACAAAACUGCGACACUAUUUUGAAACACAUAAGAUACAUGUCAUGACAAAUUUCUUUUUAAGGAUGGUGCUGAGCAAGCCAGAACUCACCGGACGGAUGUCAAAAUGGGCAAUCCGACUGAGUACGUAUGACAUAGUCUACAAGCCCAGAACAGCCAUCAAGUCGCAAGCACUGGCUGAUUUUGUGGCAGAUUUCAGCCCUAAUCAAAUGAUGCAAGCAGAACAAGAACUCCAGCACCUGACAUCGACUGCAAACUCUCAACCAUGGACGCUCUACACUAACGGAGCAUCCAACGUGAACGGCACGGGGCUGGGAUUAGUGCUGCAAUCACAACAAGGGGACAGGAUAGCUUACUCAGUGUGUUGCGACUUCAAGGCUACGAAUAAUGAAGCCGAAUACGAGGCCUUGAUAGUAGGUUUGACCACUGCAAAAGACAUCAAGGUUAAAAACAUUAACGUACAUUGUGAUUCUCUCCUGAUUGUUAAUCAUGUUAACGGCUCCUAUGAAGCAAAAGAUCAUAAAAUGCUUACGUACCUUGACAUAAUGAAAAAAUUACAGCUAUCAUUUGACACGUUUACUAUCCAACAGGUUCCAAGGGAGCUCAACACACAAGCCGAUGCACUGGCAGGCUUGGGGGCUGUUUUCAGAAGCACUGGUAUGUCAAACAUCCCCAUCAUACACAUAACGCAACCUGCAAUCUUACGACUGCAAAAUGAGUCACCAACAUCUAUUUUUAACACUCAUAUCAAAGAAAAUGUUGAUGACUGGAUGCAAGUCUAUACGGACUACCUGAAGCAUGGUGUUCUGCCUACAGACCGCAAUGAGGCAAGAGCCAUACGCAUGAAGGUUUCACGAUUCUCUCUGAUAGAUGACGUGUUGUUCAAAAAAUCCACCACAGGAUUACUACAAAGGUGCCUAAACUCAAAAGAAGCUGCUCUAACCCUACUUGAUUUGCAUCAAGGUGAAUGCGGGAACCACUCUGGUGCAAGAAGCCUAUCUAACAAAGUCUUACGUAUGGGAUAUUACUGGCCGACAUUAAAACAUGAUGCGAUGGAAUUUGUUCAGAAAUGUGACGCGUGUCAACGCCAUGCUCCCACCAUGCAUCAACCACCAGAAUACCUCCACGCGACAGUCCCCUCUUGGCCCUUCAUGAAGUGGGGGCAUGGACAUAGUUGGCAAGAUGCCACCGGCACCAGGACAGAAAAUAUUGUAUGCGACAAUGGCUCACAGUUUAUAAGCGAGAAGACAGAAACUUUCUGCAAGAAAUACAACAUCAGCCUAGUGAAAUCAACACCCAGAUACCCACAGUCCAAUGGUCAAGCUGAAUCUAGCAACAAAAUUAUCAUGAACAACCUGAAGAAGAGGCUCACCACUCACAAGGGAAAAUGGGCUGAGGAACUGCCUUGGGUCUUAUGGGCGGACAGAACAACGGUUAAGACGUCAACGGGUCAGACACCAUUCAGCCUGGUCUACGGCACUGAAGCCGUCCUACCUACAGAAGUCUGGACACCAACAGCACGAUAUGGGCUACAGACGUAUGGCUCAAACCAAGCUGAGCUAGCACAUGAUCUGGACACUGUUGACGAGCUGAGAGAAAUGGGAAAGAUACAGCUUGCAUCAUAUCAACAGAGAGUAGCGCGGAGCUAUAACAAGCACGUUCACAUCCGUGUGUUCCGUGUUGGAGACAUGGUAUUAAGGAAAAUUUUUUAG